Monoraphidium neglectum is the source of this 240-nucleotide messenger RNA. RefSeq lists its product as hypothetical. NCBI's taxonomy places the organism in Eukaryota, Viridiplantae, Chlorophyta, Chlorophyceae, Sphaeropleales, Selenastraceae. The record is from RefSeq and is a predicted model, not a curated record. The annotation marks the transcript as partial. The transcript has a single exon.
CUGUUUGCCGCGCAGGCCGGCGGGGCGCAGGACGAGGCGGCGAUCCGCAAGAGCGUCGCCGCCAUGCGCAACAUGAGCGACUCCCAGGUCGAGAUGAUGGCCAAGGCGGCCUCUGUCCUGUCGAAGGGCGCCGCGCGGGCGCGCGCCGCGCGCGACUGGCUCGCCAGCCGGCAGGCGCUGGUCGUGGCGCUGGCGGUGCUGCUGCUGGCCGUGCUGCUGCGCUGGCUGGGGAUCUUGUAA